AUGACCGCAACCACCACCACCCCUUGGUCGUACUUCUGUAUCAGACUGUUUCUGAAGCUGGUUCUCAAGAUUUUCUACGGAAACAUAGUCGUCGAGAAUACGCACCUGAUUCCAGGAGAUAACGCGCUCUCCAGUAUCUUGUGUGCCAACCAUGACAACUCGAUCACCGACGCUUCCGUACUUCUGACCUCUGUGCCUCUUGAGGCUCGGCUCAUUCAGCGACGGAGUUUGCUAAGGAUGACCGCGAAGUCAACUCACUUUGGAAAGAAAUCCUUUGUAGGUUGGCUCAUAGAGGCGACCGGCGCCGUUCCGGUCAAGCGACGAGUCGAUUUCCCAGGCGCACCGGUUGACAAUACAGACACAAUGAUCAAGCUUAUUGAGGCAUUAGAAGAUGGAGAAAUCAUUGGAUUCUUUCCGGAGGGCGUCAGUAGGUACAGUCCGGCAUUGGCACCUCUGAAGUCCGGAGUCUCUCGCAUCGUUUCGCAAGUCUUGUCGCGAAAUAGAGACAAGCCAGAUUUUGAGGUUUCCAUUCUACCUUGUUCGAUAACUUACAUGCGAAGACAGCACUUCCGAUCAGACGUCCUAGUGUCCUUCCAACCUCCGAUCAAAUUCAGACCGAAAUACAACCCGGAAUUGUUAGAACCAGUAGACUUCGAGUGUAUUUGCAAACUCACCGGGAUAAUCCACGAACGUAUCAGCGCGGGGACUCUGCACGCGCCGUCAUGGAAGACGCUGCGCAGUGCGAAGACAGCGGCACAAAUCUAUGCACCUCUCGGCACUACGAUCUCUUUGGGUGACCACGUCCGCAUGGUGAAGACUUUCCUGGAGGCCUUCAAGGACGCCGGAAGCCAUAAAAAUGUCAAGAUACCUGUUAAUACAAACAGCAGCAGAAUCAUGCGGUUGGAAGACGCGCUCGAAGAGUAUCAGGACCAACUAUCGCGGUGGCACAUCAAAGACGAAUGUAUCCACAUACCUCUGUCACUGCGUGCCAUCCUGUGCAAGAUGACACUUAGCCUCAUCUGGACGGUCCUCCUGCUUACAUUGUGUCUUCCCGGCGUCGUUCUCUGGGCACCGGUCUUCAUAUCCACGGGGCUGGGUGCGCGGUGGUACAAAACCACAGGCCCGAUGUCCGAGACGGAGGUUAGGAUCGCCCACACGAAGCAGCUGCUCGGGUUCUUCUCACUAUCGUCCGUUCUCCCUAUCGCAAUGGCCUGCACUUGUUUCUAUUCCCCCGCAGCAGCGAUGUUUGUUCCGCUGGUGAUGUGGGUGACCCUCAGGUGGCUGGAAGACUCGAUGGCAUCUGCACGCAUUUUCAUCGCCUUCGCGUGCCUCCUGUGGAUCGGUCCUGCGGAGCUCCACAGGAUGACGCUCGUCCGCGAGUCUCUUCAUCAUCGCGUCAUGGAUUAUGCCGAGAACUCGCUAGGACUGCCAGCCGAUCCGGCGCGGCACUUCGCUGAUAGUGUGGUGAAGGAGAUGGUUCGGACGAGGGGAUCCUGGAUGAGCAAGUUACACUACUCCAUCGGCGCGCGGAGAAAGAAGAGUUGGAACGAGAGCUUGAGGUUCGACGAGAAGGUCGAUUAUACUGAAGACGACUGA
Messenger RNA from Sparassis crispa, 1596 nucleotides. RefSeq lists its product as hypothetical. NCBI's taxonomy places the organism in Eukaryota, Fungi, Basidiomycota, Agaricomycetes, Polyporales, Sparassidaceae. The record is from RefSeq and is a predicted model, not a curated record. Gene Ontology annotation, cellular component: endoplasmic reticulum membrane. Gene Ontology annotation, molecular function: glycerol-3-phosphate O-acyltransferase activity; glycerone-phosphate O-acyltransferase activity. Bases 1 to 1596 code for a protein of 531 amino acids. Gene Ontology annotation, biological process: phospholipid biosynthetic process. The transcript is spliced from 10 exons.